AUGCUCCCUCCACGACAGCAGUCACAAGUUGGUGAAGGACUACAAACUUCUCUAUCUCUAGUUUCUUCAGAUCCCCCCCGCCUUUCCCUUGAGGAGCCUAGACCAAACACUGGCAAUCUCCGUGAAUCUCCGACUGAAAGUGGCAAUUCUCGGGAAAUUUGGCCUACUGCCGGUGCAAUAAAAAAGGAGAAUGAUUGCCCUGAUCAGUCAGUUAUACGUCGUGUUUCCGGUGCUGACAAAAUUACUCUUCAUGACAUUGCAAGAGAACGAGUUGAUAUAAUAUGUGAGAAAAUGGUUCGUCUACCUUAUGAAUUUCUUGACGAACUGAAAAAUGGACUUCGAGUUAUCCUUGAAGGAGGGAAUGGCUCACAGCACAGAGAGGAGUUUUUUAUUUUGCAGAAGCUUGUUCAGAGUAGAUCUGACUUAACAACCAAUACAUUGGCAAGAACACAUCGUGUGCAGCUCGAAAUACUUGUUGCCAUAAAUACUGGAAUUCAGGGAUUUUUACAUCCUAGCAUCAGUCUAUCUCAGGCUUCAUUGAUCGAGAUAUUUCUAUAUAAGAGAUGCAGAAACCUGGCUUGUCAGAGUCAGCUUCCUGCUGAAGAUUGUACCUGCGAGACAUGCGCCAACGGCAAUGGUUUCUGCAAUCUGUGCAUGUGCGUCAUCUGCAGCAAGUUUGACUUUGAAGUAAACACAUGCCGCUGGAUUGGAUGUGAUCUUUGUUCUCAUUGGACCCACACUGAUUGUGCCAUUCGUGAGCAACUCAUUUGUAUGGGCCCUGCUACAAGGCAGGGUACAGGGCCCAGUGAAAUGGUUUUUAAGUGUCACGCAUGCAAUAGGACUUCAGAACUGCUGGGUUGGGUUAAAGAUGUCUUCCAGCAUUGUGUACUGUCAUGGGAUGGAGAGGCCCUGAUCAGGGAACUUGAUUUUGUCAGUAGGAUCUUUCAUGGAAGUAAAGACCCACGGGGGAGGACACUCCAUUGGAAGUGUGAUGAUCUCAAGGAAAAUUUGAAAAGUGGGAAAGUGGAAUCUAAGGCAGCAUGCAAGGCAAUAUUGAUGGUUUUCAAAGAGCUUGAGCUGGACUCUCAAAAGACCCUGGAAAAUGCUGACAGUGAAAGUGGAAGGCUGAUUGCUCCGCAGGAGGCAUGCAGUAGAAUUUCGGAGGUGGUGCAUGAGGCUGUAAGAAAUAUGGAAAUGGUAGCUGAUGAGAAGAUGAGAAUGUUCAAGAAGGCUCGGUUGUCUUUUGAUGCUUGUGAACGUGAAUUAGCAGACAAGGCCAGAGAAGCAGGAGAACUAAACAUGGAUAGGCAAAAAAAGAAGUUAGAGAUUGAAGAACUGGAGAGAAUUGUGAGGCUUAAAAAUGCAGAGGCUGAUAUGUUCCAGAUGAAGGCUAAUGAAGCUAAAAGAGAAGCUGAGCGGCUCCAGAGGAUUCUUCUUGCCAAGUCAGAUAAAUCAGAAGAAGAAUAUACUAGCAAUUAUUUGAAGCAAAGAUUAAGUGAGGCCGAGGCUGAGAAACAAUAUCUGUAUGAGAAGAUUAAAAUGCAGGAGACUACUCGCUUAAUGCAAAGCAGUGGUGGUGGUGGCGGUGACUCCUUGAUGUUUUCCAAAAUCCAUGAUAUUCUCUAUAAUGUUCCUCCCAGUGCAGACGGUCCAUCUAAUGACUGCCAUCCUUUUAGAAAAAACCCAUAA
Molecule: messenger RNA, 1689 nt
Organism: Sphenostylis stenocarpa
Lineage: Eukaryota; Viridiplantae; Streptophyta; Magnoliopsida; Fabales; Fabaceae
Source: the annotation of a GenBank genome assembly